This is a messenger RNA of Trichosurus vulpecula (common brushtail), 703 nucleotides long. Its product is annotated as transformer-2 protein homolog alpha-like. The record is from RefSeq and is a predicted model, not a curated record. The coding region runs from base 70 to 441 and encodes 123 amino acids. Lineage: Eukaryota; Metazoa; Chordata; Mammalia; Diprotodontia; Phalangeridae. The transcript has 2 exons.
GUAAAGCCAGACUAGACGGGAGAGGAGUAGGUGGCCUUUGACCUCCACGAGUGUUCGUGGGCACCAAAGAUGCAGGCAUUCCUUGCUGCUCGGACCCAGAACCGAAACAAAUCUAGGCAAGAGAGUCCAAACCAAAGUCAAAGCCAAAGCCGUAGCCGCAGCCAGAGCCGGAGCUGGAGCCAGACUCCCAGCCGUAGCCGCAGUAGGAGCCGAAGUCAAAGCGCCAGUCCGAGCCCUAGUCCACACAGGCACCACACCAGGACGGCACACUCCCAUCGCUCUUCAUCCCGAGCCCAUCCCCACACUCACUCCCACUACCAUUCCCAUCAUUCCAGCAGUUAUCCUAAAAGAAGGAAGGCAACAGGGGUAGCAAAAAGGAAGGCCAAGAAAGGCCGGUCAACAUAUGGAAGGAAGAAACGAGCAGGGAGGAGAAGAAAAUGAUAUCUCCCCACCCCCUUACCCCUGGGGGGCUGUUCCUGUGCCAUGGCUUCCACACUGAUGAGAAAGAAAAGAACAUCAACUUGAAAGCUAGGAAGGAAGAAAACGAACUUUUUACAGGAACGCACGUAGAUGGUGAUUUCUACACAACAUCUUAAAAAGAAAAUGGAAAAUGGAAGGCUAGCAUGACUCUGGCGUUUCACUUCAUCCCCAAGAUAAUAAAGGUCACCUGUUGUGAAACUAAUAAAAUCACCAUUUUGUUGUU